This is a messenger RNA of Rhododendron vialii, 1776 nucleotides long. Its product is annotated as histone deacetylase 8. The record is from RefSeq and is a predicted model, not a curated record. The transcript has 3 exons. Lineage: Eukaryota; Viridiplantae; Streptophyta; Magnoliopsida; Ericales; Ericaceae. The coding region runs from base 107 to 1261 and encodes 384 amino acids.
GUAUAUCUCCAGAGAGUCUCAACCAGAAGAUCGAACAAGUACAAGUGAGCGAGACGCAUCUAGUUGAGUUGAAGGGGGGGGCGCAUAAUACUACCCGAAACACGCGAUGGCUGCUAGUCAACCCCUUUCUUCACCAACAACCGAUCGAAUCCACGUCUUCUGGCACGACGGGAUGCUGGCCCACGACGCCGGAACCGGCGUAUUCGACUCCGGAAUCGACCCGGGGUUCCUCGACGUACUCGAAAAGCACCCUGAAAACUCGGACCGGGUCAGGAACAUGCUCUCUAUCCUCGAAAGGGGUCCCAUCUCCCCUUACAUUUCAUGGCACUCGGGCCGGCCCGCUCUCAUCCCCGAAUUGCUCACUUUUCACACGUCAGGGUACGUGAACGAACUAGUUGAAGCGGAUAGAAAUGGAGGGAAGAUGAUUUGCGCAGGGACUUUCUUGAAUCCCGGAUCAUGGGACGCUGCACUUCUAGCUGCUGGUACUGCACUGUCAGCAAUGAAGCACAUACUUGAUGGGCUUGGAAAUAUUGCUUAUGCACUAGUUAGACCACCUGGCCAUCACGCUCAGCCGACUCAAGCUGAUGGUUAUUGUUUUAUUAAUAACGCGGGUCUUGCUGUUCGGUUGGCUUUGGAUUCUGGUUGUAAAAAAGUUGUGGUUAUCGACAUUGAUGUCCACUAUGGGAAUGGGACUGCUGAGGGGUUUUACCGCUCUGAUAAAGUUCUCACUGUUUCCCUGCAUAUGAAUCACAGUUCCUGGGGUCCGUCUCAUCCGCAGAGUGGAUCUGUUGAUGAGCUUGGUGAUGGAGAUGGAUUUGGUUACAAUUUGAAUGUACCUCUACCAAAUGGAACUGGAGACCGAGGAUAUGAGUUUGCCUUGACAGAGUUGGUCAUCCCUGCAGUUGAAAAGUUUCAGCCUGGUAUGAUUGUUUUGGUAGUUGGCCAAGAUUCAAGCGCUUUUGACCCAAAUGGGCGGCAAUGCUUGACAAUGGAGGGCUAUCGAGAGAUCGGGCAAAAAGUUCGUAGUCUGGCAGAUAAGCACAGCAAUGGAUGCCUAUUGAUUGUUCAAGAAGGUGGAUAUCAUGUUACAUAUUCAGCAUAUUGUCUUCAUGCAACACUUGAAGGUGUGCUCGACCUUCCACAUCCUCUGUUAUCUGAUCCCAUUGCUUAUUACCCAGACGAUGAGGCCUUUUCCAUUGAAGUCAUUGGAUCCAUUAAACAGUACCACAAUGAUGUCGUACCGUUCUUGAAAGGCACCUAGUUCGGGUCAUUGUGUGGAAGCUCUUGUUUCUUUGUACGACUAGGACCAGCUCAAUGGUAUUUGAUCUUUAUGGGACAGAGCAUGGUAUCUAUUGCUAAUACGGGCUGCUGUCUCCUCCUUUCAAGGAAAUUUCAGGGCGCAACGAUAAAGACUGGCCCAAUGUGACUUGGUGCUCAUGGGUUCGCAAAAGCAGCCUUUCUGUCUAUGGGAGUAGGGUUGUGAUAUCCAACCUUUUUCCAGCCAGAUCUUCAGUAACGGGAGUCUCGUUCGCUAGAUAGCUCUUUGGCUAGAGGAGGGGGCGAGAUGAGUAGGAAGAUUCUUUUGUUUAGUCUUUGGUUCUUUUUAUGGAUUUUUCUUUGGUGGACUUGUUUUCCCCUUCUCCUGUUUCAUUUCACAAAAUUUUCUCUUGUUUUGGAAAAUUUAGUGUUGCAGUGAUGAGGGAAAACAACUCAUGUUAGUUUGUAACUUGUUGGUAAAAUGUAGAAUCCUUUCGAUAAUUCAGAGCCAUUAUCUAA